Messenger RNA from Heteronotia binoei (common prickly gecko), 1281 nucleotides. RefSeq names its product ATPase H+/K+ transporting subunit beta (gene ATP4B). Gene Ontology annotation, biological process: intracellular sodium ion homeostasis; potassium ion import across plasma membrane; sodium ion export across plasma membrane. Lineage: Eukaryota; Metazoa; Chordata; Lepidosauria; Squamata; Gekkonidae. Gene Ontology annotation, molecular function: ATPase activator activity. The record is from RefSeq and is a predicted model, not a curated record. Gene Ontology annotation, cellular component: sodium:potassium-exchanging ATPase complex. The coding region runs from base 34 to 897 and encodes 287 amino acids. The transcript is spliced from 7 exons.
UCAAAGGUCUCCUUGUUUCCAGGAGGGGGGAAAAUGGCAACUUUCAAUGAAAAGAAAACCUGCAGUCAAAGAAUGGAAAAUUUCCAGCGUUUUGUGUGGAACCCAGACACAGGACAAUUAAUGGGAAGAACCUUGAUUAACUGGGUAUGGAUCAGCCUCUACUAUGUUGCUUUCUAUGUGGUGGUGACUGGGCUGUUUGUACUUUCCAUAUAUUCUUUAAUGAAGACGCUCAAUCCAUACACACCAGAUUAUCAAGAUCGAUUAAAAUCACCAGGGGUGACGUUACGACCAGAUAAGUAUGGAGAGAAAGGAUUGGAAAUUUAUUACAGCCUCUCUGCCAAUAACUCCUGGGACGGUUUCGUGACGUCUCUUGAAAGCUUUCUUGCAGCAUACAAUGAAAGUAAACAACAUUACAACAAAGACUGUACUAACGAAAAAUACUUCAUCCAGGACUCAUUCGACGGUCCAAAUCACACAAAAAUUUCUUGCAGAUUUACCCGAGAGAUGCUUGGAAACUGCUCAGGUCUGGAGGAUCCCACUUUUGGAUUUUCAGAAGGAAAGCCAUGUUUAAUUAUAAAAAUGAACAGAAUUAUCAAAUUUCGUCCUGGCAAAGGCACUGCACCAAGAGUGAAUUGCACAACUCUAGAAGAUAAUAGGCCAGUGGAUGCUCAAUAUUAUCCUGCAAAUGGUACCUUUAGCCUUCACUACUUCCCUUAUUAUGGAUGUAAAGCACAGCCUACCUAUGUAAAUCCUUUGGUAGCUGUGAAACUUCUCAACAUUUCAUUGAACAAAGAAGUAGCCAUUGUAUGCAGAGUUAUUGGUGCUGGAAUUACUGCUGGGAAUCCUCACGACCCAUAUGAAGGAAAAGUGGAAUUCAAAGUUAGGAUAAAAAAAUAAACAACAGCAACAUUAAUGACUUGAGAGUUCAUAAAACACUGCAGGGUAAUGUUUAUGUAUCAUGUAAUUUUUUGUUGAGUGUAGUUUCCAUUUAAAAAAAAUAUGUUUGACAUUUAUCACUCGUAUUAGUAUUUUUCAAGUUGUUAAUACAAUUUCUUCACUUUUAAAAAUAUAAAGAAUCAUAUUAUCUUACUAAACAGGGCAAUUUUUUAAAAAAUAAACAUUAUGUAAUUUCAUUAGAAGCGUUUUAACCAAUAUUGUGUAUUUUUCAAAAUAUUAAAAUGAAAUAAUGUCUUAUGUUGUAAUGCUCAUCCAGUAUGUUUGGCAUAGAGAGAACUUUGGGCAUGUGAGAUAUUCUUGCCUAUUAAAGGUUUGAACAGCAAA